AUGAGUCAAUUGGAACCAUUUGAACAUCAUUAUAGUAAUCAAUAUUAGGAGGUAUUUGGAUGUUUUCAUUAAAAUCGACAAUAUUAUUCUGAUAAAGUGAUAUGCAAAGAAUGUGGUAUAUUUUUAAAUAAUGUAAUUAAUUUUCAUUAUCAAUCAUAGCCAAAUACUAGAGUAUAUAAAACAUUAAAAAUGAAAUUUAAUGCUUAUUUCAAUCCAAUUAAAGUGUUAUAAAGUAUUUUAUCUGAAGGUUUACCAAAAGGACCUGCUAAACAUCGCUAACAGAUCAUUGAAUUCAUAUUAUAAGCUUCUGAAAGAUUAAAUCUAUCAUUAAAUACAUCAUUUUUAGCUAUUAACUACAUUGAUGAAUAUUUCAGUAAAAUUAAUAUCAAUGAAAAUUAAACCUAUUUAUUUGUAGCAACUGCUUUAAUGCUUGCAGCUAAAGCUUAAGAACUUGAUGAACGAGUACCCUUCAUUAGUAAAUUGAAAAGAUAUGCUUCAAUGACAAAUCAUCCUGAAAUAAAUCAAUAUUCAAUUCAAGAAUACAAAUUUGCAGAAAGAUCAUUAAUUUAGACAAUGGAAUGGAAAUUAUAAAGAGUUACCUUAUUAGAUAGAAUAGAAGCUAUUUUAUCAUUUGGAGUUAUAGAUGAUGAUGAUAGUUUGGGACAAUAACAAUAAAAAGAAAAUAAAGAUAUUUCACAUUAAUAACAUAUAAAACUUAGAGAUCUUUAAGAAAAUCAAAUAUUAUAUUAUGUAAAAGAGGUUGAAACUAAAUAUGUAGAUAUAGCAUUACAAAUCAUUAAAGGUAUAAUUAAUUAUGUAAUUAUUAUUAGAUGAUCAUUUAUAUUUCGAAACAGAUCAAACUAUCUUAGCAUUAUCUUGUGUAGCUUAUUUAAGAAAGAAAGCAGGAUUACUCAAUAUUUGGUCAUAAUAAUUAUAGUGUCUGACUGGUAUAAGUGCAUAAAAGAUUUCAUCAUCAGUAUCAUAAAUUAUGACAUUAAUUGCUAAAAGUAAAAGCUUUAAAACUAUUACUACUCUUUAAAUGAACCCUUAAGAAAUCUACUAUUAACCUUUAAUACCUAAUAAUACAUUGACCACUAUCAACACAAAUCAUCUUAAUAAUAGGGUAUAUCCAUAUGAAACUAAAAGAUAAUCUUAUGGUGAUAUUAUGAUGCAAAAUAGUAAACUAAAGAUUUAUCAAUCAUAAUCAACUGUAUAAUUGGUUGAUAUUUAAAAAUAAAACCAUUUAUAUAAACAUACUAAUUUUACUACAACUACCAACUAUUCAUAUCUUAAUGAGAAUCCUAUUCCUCAUACUCACAUGGUACAAUAGUUUGCUGCUCUCUAAAAUCAUGAACUUGACAAAAAGUAUGAACAAGUACAUAAAGUAAGUGCUAGCAUGUUUAGACCUAUGCAAUGA
Messenger RNA from Paramecium primaurelia, 1417 nucleotides. The record is from the annotation of a GenBank genome assembly. Lineage: Eukaryota; Ciliophora; Oligohymenophorea; Peniculida; Parameciidae.